AUGACUAGCCUCGACAGCCCCAAUGAAUAUACGGUAGGAUGGAUUUGUGCACUUCCUCUGGAGCGCGCGCCGGCCGAAGAGAUGCUCGAGGAGAAACAUGCUUCUCCGAAGGGCUUUAAACAGCCUCGAACUGACAACAACGUGUAUACUUUGGGCCGUAUCGGUGGCCACAAUAUAGUCAUCGCAUCCCUUCCAGCUGGCAAGUAUGGUACGUCACCCGCGACAGGAGUCGCAAUGGCAAUGUUAUCAACCUUUCCGGAAAUCCGAUUUGGUCUCAUGGUCGGCAUUGGGGCCGCAAUCCCUCGAGGGGACAGGGACAUCCGGCUCGGUGAUGUCGCAGUCAGCAGCCCUGAUGGGAAAAGCGGUGGGGUUGUCCAGUAUGAUCUCGGUAAAGCCCUGAAAGGCGACAAGUUCGAGAGGAAAGGAUCUCUCAAUAGUCCCCCUGACCUGCUCCUCAAUGCGGUCUCGAUGAUCCAAACAGAACAUCGUAAGACGGAUUCGAAAAUUCCUAUGUAUCUACGUGAGAUGUUGAAACGAUUGCCGUCAAUGGCUAAGCCCCGAGAUGGCACUGCGGCCUAUAUCCACCAGGGAUUAAAGAACGAUCGUUUGUUCGAGGCUACAUACGAUCAUCAAGGCGGGAACGACUGCAGCAAAUGCGAUCAAAGCAAGAUUCUACAACACGAAUCCAGAGAUCCGGACAAGCCACGUAUCCAUUACGGAGUGAUCGCAUCGGGAAACACGCUGAUCAAAAGUGGUAGCGCAAGGGAGAAACUACUGAAAAACAGCGAGGAAGAAUGCAUCUGUUUUGAAAUGGAGGCUGCGGGACUUAUGGACAAAUUUCCCUGCCUCGUGAUCCGCGGACUGUGUGACUACGCAGAUUCGCAUAAGAAUGACCAGUGGCAGCCAUACGCCGCUGCUACUGCUGCCGGAUACGCAAGAGAACUGCUUCAAUAUCUUCCUGUUCAAGAUGUUGGAAAAGUUCCCACAGCAAAUGAGACCUUGAAUAGAAAUUCAGACACGAGUUCGAAACCUCCUCAGGCGAACAAGCUAGGCGCUGGAGCUGGAUCAAGUGCUCCAUCCGGCGGAUCUGACAACAGGAACCCAGCAGGAGGUAAUGGAACUAGUAACCCAACGACAACCCCUGAAACCGAUAGCUCACCCAAUGGUCGUGGGGAAGGUGGUUCUCAGACAAACAACAAAAAUACCAUGCGCGUUGAUUCGAUAUACGAUGGGAGAUGGCAACACCAGUGGAGGCUGAUCUGGGCCGGCCAACACAUACAAGAGAUCAACCCGAAUUUUACAUCCACACAGCGGAUCUCUGAAAUCCACUUGACCACAUUCACCCACAGCACUUGGGCCUCGUGCAUAGUCGAAGUCGAUGUUUUCCACGCUUCCCAGCGAGUUCAAGGUAUUCCUGAGGUCCCAACAGUGUGUACUGAGGCCAACGAUGAAUCUGUCUCGGUCGCCAAGCCAUUCUACCAACAAGUUAGCACAAAGGCCGUUACUGCUGGCAAGGAACUCGGAAAUGGUAACAGGACUUGGAACCGUGGCGCCUAUUUCCAGCCACUCGUUGCGAACUCCGACAAAUUCAAAUUCAUCGGCAGACGCGUUAUGUGUUGCCAGGGAAAGAGUGAAGAGGGGGGACUGAAUUUGGCACCGCUCAAUUCGUCUGACUAUUGUUGGAGGUUGAAGGAUCUGAAUCUCGAUAUGGGACAGGGACAUCGUAUUUACGCCGUGAUUCGGGCUUAUAGUUUAUGGGAGCAGUUUGCUUUCAGGGCCUUGGUGAAUGUUUCAAUGUUCCCGUAA
This is a messenger RNA of Histoplasma capsulatum G186AR, 1806 nucleotides long. Its product is annotated as pfs domain-containing protein. Lineage: Eukaryota; Fungi; Ascomycota; Eurotiomycetes; Onygenales; Ajellomycetaceae. Gene Ontology annotation, molecular function: catalytic activity. The transcript is spliced from 2 exons. Gene Ontology annotation, biological process: nucleoside metabolic process. Bases 1 to 1806 code for a protein of 601 amino acids. The record is from RefSeq and is a predicted model, not a curated record.